CCUAAACACACGAUGCCAUGCUCCGUACCUCGCACUUCCCUCGUCUCGGCCGUCUCCCAGCCAUCCACUAACACCUAUCGCCAUCUUCCCUCCACAAUCUUAGCCAACCGUACCAAUUGACGCUCUUCUUUCUUAUCUGCUAUAUCCGACAGCCGAUUACUCAUGGCAGGUGCAUUGAAGCUUACCCCCCCAUCCGAACCCCCACCAACAAAGUCCGGAGGACAAAUUCAUUUUUUUUCUCGGCCCUUGAACUGGAGCUUUAGUGUACCUGCUCCCCGGGACAUUGAGAUAUUCUGUCAUCGGGGCAAUUCCGUCCGAGCGGAUACUUGAGGCUGUCCCGGGAGCAUGUAAACUCGGCCUCCGAUCCUCUGCGGCCACUA
Messenger RNA from Colletotrichum acutatum, 380 nucleotides. RefSeq lists its product as uncharacterized. The coding region runs from base 163 to 330 and encodes 55 amino acids. The record is from RefSeq and is a predicted model, not a curated record. The transcript has a single exon. NCBI's taxonomy places the organism in Eukaryota, Fungi, Ascomycota, Sordariomycetes, Glomerellales, Glomerellaceae.